This is a messenger RNA of Protopolystoma xenopodis, 2112 nucleotides long. Lineage: Eukaryota; Metazoa; Platyhelminthes; Monogenea; Polystomatidea; Polystomatidae. The record is from the annotation of a GenBank genome assembly.
AUGCCCAAUUCAGCGGCAUUGGCAGACGAUUUUUCGCCUCUGCUCGGUUGUUGCUGGGCAGUCCCGACUCAUCCUCCAUUCCCACCCUCUUUUUGCUCAGAUGGUCUGACGAAAGCUCGGCUGUCGCCGGACCUCUUCGACUCCAGCUUCUCUGGCCACCUCGACGGCCUGAAGCAGUGGGCUGCGUCGACGCCCAGCCGCGUUCGUCGACAGGCCCGACUGCCCUGUCCAGACAGACCCACCUCCCGGACUGGGAUGACCGGUGUUGGCAUGGCAACCGCGGGCAAACGAGGCCUUGAGCCAUGGCGCUGUCGGUUCGAGGAGAAUCUGGCGUUGUUGACCGACUUGACCGAGGCCAACGCCGAAGCCGACGAAGUGGCGGCGGCCGUGGCAGCCGUCACCGACGAUGGCGAAGACGACGAUGAUGCCGUCUUCAGUUUGUCCACAAUCCUCGAAGCCGCAGACCGGCCGGAAGCAGUGCGCUUCGGUACCGACGCCUCGAACUACGCCUGGCCACUGGGCAAUGAGGUUACCACGGCAACGGCCAUCACUUGCGUCAAUGUCACUCUGGCCUCGGGCGUCCGAACCACCACGACGACUGCUACGAAGACCGGCAUGACGACGGGCAAAUUGGAGGUCCGAGCGUCUGCUGGGCUCGGCGGGAUGGAAGAGAAGGGGGGACAGAAAAAGGAGGAGGAGGAGGAGGCGGAUGAGGGUGAGGGGGCGCAGGAAGAAGAAGAAGAGGAGGAUACCGGCUACGCUACCAACCUGCGGCAGAAGUCGCCGUCGGGUGAAGAAGAAGCCUCAGAGACGGCCGGCGCCUCGUCCGACGGGCCGCUCUCCGCACCGACGACGCCGCCACCGGCGCUCGACCUGAGCCGGCACAAUUCGGUCUCUCGCGAUUGGUUACACGGCCAAUCGCAGUCGGUCGCCUGUCCCGGCCGCGUCUGGCCGGCGGGCUUGCCCCCCGCCCCGCUGGAGCACGGACUGCUGCUGCUCGCGCUGCUGCAAUUGGCCAACUCGACUCCUCCUCCGGCCGCUCGAGGAGGCCGGCCCGACAAAUGCGUUGCCCCGCUGCCGCCUCCUCAACUCCUCCCGCCCACUAUCGCCUUUUUCCCACCCCCUCCUCUUCCGUCUCCUCACCAUCAUACUCAGCAUCCCCCUCCCCCUCCUCCUCCUCUUCCCAAUUAUCAUCAUCAUCAUUACCAACCACAGCAGCAGCAGCAACAGCAACAUCAGCGGGUCUGUCUGGCUGAGAGCAACCUGCUGCAGGAGCUGGCCCUGGCCCAACUCAAUGUCGUGCACGGCUUCGUCGCCUCCUCCAACUCGGCCUCGUCAUUCCGCCCCUCCGAACGUCCCCUCUCCCUCUCCCUCUCCCUCGCCGCCCCCCCCAGCCCUAGCCAGUCCGGACAGGCCGGCUACGGCUGCCGGCCUCGGACCCGCGGAAUGGCUGACACGAGCCUCGCUUCACCCGACGACGGACGCCGGCCUCGGGACUCGUGCCCAGCGGACGCGACGCAGACUCGAGCGACGACGGAGACCGCCGCAGUCCUCGGCUUCACCGGCUCUCCGACGGCCACGGCAACACGCGGCCCCGUCAUCGGCGGACGCCUCGGCAGAGCACAGAAGAGGACAAGUCAAGACGCCGGACAAGACGACGACGACGACGACAACAACAACAAUUACGACAGUGACAACGACGACGACGACGACGACGACGAGGAUGAGGACGACGAUGAAUGGACCGGCGACGGCGACAGAGAGAAAGACAAAGACAGAGACAGAGAUAGAGAUAGAGAUAGACAGAGCAGCAUCGGAAGCCGCCAAGACGCCAGCGAAGGUGGCAAGGAACCGGCCAUAUUCUACGACCCAGAACCGGCGGACGCAAAGCAGAAGACUCGAGAAAUGCUGGCCCUGAAUGAUCCUUGUAUUCGAUUCGUCAACGAUGGGGCUGCCAUCCGAAACCCUUUCGCCGUGGACCGAAAAAUUCAACUUGCCCACCUCACCGAACUUUUAUACUCACAACUUGAAAACUUGGGCGGAAUUGGCGUGGUCAUCAUUCUGCUCGAAGUUUCUUUUUGUGGAAAUAGAAACAUUGUCGAGUCACGUUGA